Molecule: messenger RNA, 4328 nt
Organism: Manduca sexta (tobacco hornworm)
Lineage: Eukaryota; Metazoa; Arthropoda; Insecta; Lepidoptera; Sphingidae
Product: cilia- and flagella-associated protein 61-like
Exons: 28
Coding region: 25-4203 (1392 amino acids)
Source: RefSeq, a predicted model, not a curated record
AUUUGAUGUCAUUUAUCAGUUGAAAUGUCGAUAUUUUUCGAUUUCGAAGUAGGAUCGAGUGGUAGAAGAUUUAGAAGAGCAGUGGACAGCGAUAAAUACGAUAUAGAACUGUUUCUGAAUCGACAACAUACGGAUUUACUAUUUGGCGAUGUUGAUAUUGGAAGUUUGAUUGAAUUAUGUACGUUAUCAAUAUGCAUGAUAAACGAGAACAAGGAAGUAGUUGGUUUCAUGGCUCUGUGCGAUCAUCCAGAUAUCCCGUGUGUGAACCCAGCAGACUGGGAGAUAUGGAUUAGGAACAUGUUCCAGAAAUACUACCUUUCCCGGAACACUUUGUUCAUCCAUUUCAUGUGCUGCGAUGAUUCAAUGACUGAAUUUUUCCUAGAAGAAGCGCUGAUUUCGGUGUUCCUUAACGAUUUCUAUCUGACCUUCAUUGUUUUGGUGGUCCCUCCUGGAUGUCCAGAUGAUAUUCUAAUGAGAUAUGACACAUUUAAGAAACGUAACAUAUAUAGAUAUUAUUCGAAAGGUAGCGACGACAUUGAUGUGAACCAUUAUUUGUACACUGCAAUGCGACAGGAAUUUUGUCCUAGAUUGACCAUGCGACGUGCUGUAGAAGAAGAUAAUGACGAUAUAGUAGAAAUUUUGGAUAAAAAAUGUCCACGGCUUAAAGAGUUGUAUGGAGAAUAUUAUAUAAGCGAGAUUAUUGGACGACAUCCCGAGAGCCAGAGGAAAGUCAUCGUGGCCGAUCACCAAGAACACGCGGUCGGAGUGAUGUGCCUGAACUCUGAAGUAAACUAUAAGAAAUUGAGAAGCAUUUACGAGCUGCAACCUUACUUUGGCUUAAUGAAAGCAACGCCUUUAGAAAAAGAACAGUCUAAACGCACUAAUACUUUGCUCAAAACUUUUGGAGAACCGAUAAUGCUUGGUCAAUGGAGUCCCUUUGAACAUAAUAUGAAAAUGGAAGAAAGUCAUAUGGACGAUGACUUGGAAGCAUCAAGCGAACACCUUGAUUCUCAACCGAAAAAGAUUAGCAAAGUUAACUUUAGGCGCAACGCAGCGAUGAGGCGCAGUAUGGACCUCAUUAUGUACAGACAGCAGCAUUCGGACGACAUUAGCGAUAAUAUUUACAUGAAUUCACCCUCAAUGCCUCGGUCUCCGAGAUAUUCAUUCGCGAAGUAUUUGCUGGAAGACGAUCCUUUCGACUAUGAGAUUGUGAAUAUUGAUAAAAAACUGCUCUCCGUGCCUGACGUUGUUUCUUAUGAUUUGCUAUCGAAAACAACCGAAAGCGAAGAACGUAUGAAAAGAAAUGAAAUAUCGAAACCCAAAUGUAGAAGACGUUCUAUAUUCAAACCAAUGAAAACUGAGGAACUCGAACAGUUCAGCUAUCAAGGAGGACCCAACGCUUUUAUUAUUGAGUUGAUCGGUUUAAGAAAUGAUAUAGAUGAUAGAUAUGCUUUUGAUAUGCUUCAGGCAGCGUUCGAGGUGAUGAAGGAUUAUGAUUAUUGCAUUAUCAGUAUUCCAUCAGCUGACAAGAGUUUUCCGUUGUUGCAACAUUUUUGUUUUGUUCCUUCAAGACCGCAUAUUUGUUGCGACUACGCUUUGUAUGUAGCGCACAGAGCUUCUGUUCUUGGAAGGCUAAGAGUUCGAGAAGCGGAGUUCAUAGACGUUCCAGAAAUAGCUCGUAUGUUAAACGAGUUAGAUGGGAAAGAGACGCUGUGGACAAUAGAAAACAGUGUUGUGAAUAAAAGAGAACAUCUGGCAUACGUGCUUACGAGCGGAUUGUCUAUUGUUGGUGUCGGGAUUCUGGAGCAACCAGAACACCUCAAUUUCAUACGAACAAAAUUCAACAUAGACCCAUACCACAACCACAAGUAUCAUUACAAAGGACACGGAAGAAACACUGGUUUUGCAACACUUAAAGUGGUCUUAGCUUAUUCAGUGUUCGAGGCGCAUUUCAGGUUCUUUGCGAGGGACAUCAUGCGAUUAUCUGGAAGUAGCACUUUGAUCUGGUUGACUGGAUACAGAAAUAAAUGGUAUGCCCACAAAGCGAAUUCGAUGGCUUCGGCUAUGAUUCCACUGUUGCCUAGAAAAACAGAGAUAGACAGAUCCGCUGUGCCUGAUCUCAAGAAAACUGCUAUACUGUCGAAGAAUAUAAUGGCAUUCAGCACUUGGUUUAUAAGCAAGAAAUUUACGAGCGUGCCCAAGGCAAACAUCGACGCGCGCAUUGUUGUAGUAGGUGCAUCGAGGACUGCUAAGGCUUUUCUCAAUUCUUUACUUUUUAGUGAUGCCUCAUCCUAUUUGACAUUCACAAAUGUGACACUUCUGUCUAAAAACGGAUUACCUUACACGAGACAUUCAAUGGCCGUUACUGAUAAAAUGUUUCCACAAAGGCAUAGAAAUACGGAGAAAUAUUUGAAAAGUAUCCCGUAUACUUAUUACGUGAAUGUCGUCCAAGGAACUAUGGUGGAUAUAAAUAAACAAGAAAAAUAUGUAACGUUACUUAACGGAACUAAAUACUAUUAUGAUUUACUUAUUCUAUUAUUUGGAAAGCAGUAUCAACAUCCUCAUUAUUUGCAAAAUGUUAUGGAAAGAGGUGAAAACGGCAAAUUGGACGAGAAUCCGUCAUACGUUCGGCUAGACGUUCCGAAUCGUAAGGAUGCUAUACCGCAAGUUAUAACUUACGAUACCCCGCACAACGUUUUUAUAAUUAAUCACAUUGUAGAAGCAAAUAAAGCAUUAAAAUACGUCAACAAUGUGAUGAGAAGCGAAUGUGAUUAUAAAAUUAUUGUGUACGGAACGACAAUACAUGCCUACUGUUGUCUCAAUACAUUGUUAGAAAUGAAUGUUCCAGCUCAGAACAUUGUAUUCGUAGAGCCUUUCCCGCCUGAAGAUCAUACUAAAACAAGAGUUCCAAUUUUCUGUAAUGUCAAUGUAGACCGCACAGUGCGCGAAGUCCUCAACAAUCUAAAUGUAACGGUGCACCGUGCCUAUUAUUUCCAGUCUUGGACGGUCGGUUUUGACUGCCGAGUAAGCCAUGUCGACUUUGUAUCACAGUUCCAGAUUAUACGCGUUGAAUGUUCCGCCUUUUUCUAUUACGGGACGAAGGGUAUCGACAGUAAUGCGUAUCUUGCAAUAAUUAAAAGCGGUAUAGCAUAUGACGGUGGAAUACUAAUAGACCACCAGUUUCGCACAAAAGACCCAGCAGUAUACGCCGCGGGUACAGCCACUGCGUACUGCCGGAAAUAUUUCGCGCAAGCAUACAAACAGAAAUAUUAUGACUCAUACGAAAUAGGUGAAAAGUUGGGCGCACAAUUAAGGAAUGAAUUAGAUCCAUUGUUUACCGAGAAAGUUCCUACUUUUACCCGGAAAUCUGAUAGCUUUUCGUUCGCUGAAAAUACAGAAUCCGGGUCCACUAACUCAUACUCAAGCCAGAAUACUAGUGAAUCUUCUACAAGCAAAUCCUCCACUUCACAAGUUCAGAAUUCAACAGACGAGUCAGUUGAAAAGCUACCGAACCUAAAAAAGCCUAUAGUGACGCAUUGUACUUUACCUGGAGGUCUGCAGUAUUUAGACGUUCGUCCGCCUGGAAGGAAAAUACCACAUUAUUAUAUUCAAUCGUUGCAUUAUAAUGGUAUCGUAAUGGAAACUUUCAAGGAUGGUUACUUCAAAUUGCAUCUAAACAAUGAUUAUAUCGUAGAUGGUAUCACGUGUUUGAGUCUUCACACAUACCCAUUGGAGUGCUUCAAACAUAUCUAUGGAUUGUCUUCUUUAGUAUUGAAUAAUGUGCAUUUACGAUACACGGCAAAGAAAAUAGACGAUUUCUACGAAUUCUUCCGCUCGCCGUGGGCGUUCUUUUUGUACCACGAUCAAUGCGAUGAGUUAUUCGCUAUGGUCAAGGAACUUUUGCCGAAGGGUGACUGCAAAGGGAGUACUCUCAGAGAAGCUUUAAGAUCUGUAGCAAAUAAAAUUAGCAGCUCGUCUUUCGGACCCGAAACUAAACUCAAAAUCCGCACGAACUUCGAAAAGUCGCCGCAUAUAGAAGCAAUUACGGACUACGUGAUAGAAUGGUUGUCAGAGAACGACGCAAUACUACCGAUGUAUCUACAACCGUGGCAGAAAACUUACUAUAGCCACGAUGUUAACAGAAACACCACGUUCAUACGGAAAAGACGAUCUAUUAUAAAGUUGAUACAAGCUAUUUUGUAAUGUCACAUUGCCGCUAUAAUAUAGUCAUUUAUGUUUAUGAGUAUUUGGAAAGUGAAUUUUGGUUUAUAAAUUUGAUUUGAAACUAUUAAAAAAAUAUUAUAAUUUACGAUAAGGUCCAUGUAAAA